Acanthochromis polyacanthus (spiny chromis) is the source of this 6583-nucleotide messenger RNA. RefSeq names its product RELT like 2 (gene rell2). Gene Ontology annotation, biological process: positive regulation of p38MAPK cascade; positive regulation of cell-substrate adhesion. The transcript has 9 exons. The coding region runs from base 387 to 2543 and encodes 718 amino acids. Lineage: Eukaryota; Metazoa; Chordata; Actinopteri; Pomacentridae. The record is from RefSeq and is a predicted model, not a curated record.
UCUAAUUUCUACAGUUCUACGGUUUAAUUUAGCAGCUUUUAUCCAAACUACAUCUGAGAGGAGAUGGAACAGAAAGGUUCUAGUGAGGAGGAAACAAUCUGGAGAAGAUAAAACAUUUUUCUGAGACUGUCCGGACACUCAGAGGUUAAGCUGCAGCAGAAGGUUCGGUUCGUAAAGCCCAUCCUCCAUCCUCCACCUUCCUGCCUCCUCAGCAGCUUCCUCCUGCAGGUCGUCGGUCGCAUCAUGGAGCAGCAUCCCGGCAGCAGCACCGGAGGACCGGCUGUGUCCCGCCCGGAUCUACGGCUGCAGAGAUCAUGCCGACGUCCAGCCGCUGACAGGCAGGAAACCGAUGUUUGAAGAGGAUUUGAAUCGAGGCCGGUUGAACCAUGAUUGAGCUGGAGGCUUCCGCUUCGGCUUCGACUCCGGGGGAACAUCCUCCGCCAUACAUGAUCUUCCUGGUGGUCUUCCUCUUCUUCCUCACUGGACUGCUGGGUUUCCUGAUUUGCCACCUGCUGAAGAAGAAGGGAUACCGCUGCCGGACCGGAGACAUGGACGAAGACGAGGAGGAGGAGAAGAAGCUGGGAGGAGACGCAGACGAUGAAGAUGAGGAGAACCAGGACACCGUGGAGCAGAUCCUCAAAUGCAUCAUUGAAAAUGAAGCCAACAUGGAAGCCUUCAAUGAGCUGCUGGGAAACAACAAAGUGUGCGUUCGUCAUGACCCCCGGUUGCGUAAGGAGUCCAUCGGUGGCGUUCCUCCCCAUCACCACACCGUCCACUCAGGCACCGACCACAACUCCUGCCACCUUUGUGCUCAGGUUCGAUCCAAAAAGGGUCGCAGACAGAGCAGAACCCCUCGGUCCAAGCAGCGACCCGGAGAGCAGACUGUCUUCUCUGUUGGAAGGUUCCGGGUGACCCACACCGAUAAGAAGCCUCACGGAGGCAUCAACCCGUUGGCCGUCUCAGGAGACCAGCUGGACCAAUCACAAGACAGCGACGAGAGGAAAGAGGGCGGGUACAACCUGAGGAGCAUGUUCAAAGAAGUCCGGCCGCCUCCAGAAGGAGCCAAUGGGGUCGCUGCAAAUGUGGGGAAACGAAGGAAGAGCGUGACCAUAUUUGGGCUGAGGCGGGGGAGCGACCCGGUAGCCGUCAGAGGAGGGGAGGGGCCCGGUAGGGAGGCACCAGGAGUUAGAUUUGCUCUUCAGCAGCAGCAGCCGGUGGUGCAGGAAGAACCGGUGCAGGCGGAGAACGUUAAAACUGAUCAGGAACCAAACACAAAACCCGCUUCUGAAAGUGAGCUGAAAGAUUCUGUGAAUUCUCCCUCAUCUAAAAGUCACAAACUCUCCCAGAACUCUGGUCCUGAGGGAGCUGCUAACCUGGGCUCCAGUCCUGAAGCUCCAGCAGCCACUGCUCCAGGUUCUCUUCCUAUAGCAACUGUGAAGAGACCUGAGGAUGAUCCUGGACCCCUGCAGACCUCCACACCCAUCGCACCCAUGCCUGCAUCAGCUCCAGGCUUCAUCCCUGUGGUACCCACCAACCAGCCUGAACCCAGUUCUCCUGCAGGGUUCUCAGUCACCCAAACUCCUCCUGACCCGAGCUCCAGUCCAGAUCUACAAAAGGGGUUUGGUGCUUCCUUAGCAUUAAUAAGCUUAGGUUCAUCCCCUCCAUCUUCCUUUCCAAUCAAGACCCCAUCUUCAGCCUCUCUGUUGAGAACUCCUACCUCACCGCUUGCAGGGACACCGAGUCCAACCCUGAAUCUGAGGAAUAAACCAUCAGAACCUGCAGAAACUGUCUCCUCUCCAGCACUUACACCAAGUCCCAAGCUCCUGAUCAGCAGAUCGCCUCUUUCAUCGUCAUCCUUUGGACAAAGUUCUAGUCCUCUGCAGGCCAGUUCUCCAACCCCGGCUCUGACUGACCCCAGACCAGCAUCUAUACUAACCUCUCCUUCUACUCCAGCUGACCAGAACUUCCCAAGUUCGCCUCAUCUCACUGGGAAGUCAGGAAGUGUGACAUCUGUAACUUCUAUGACUAAAGGGGAUGUGGUUUCAGGUUCAUCAUCGUCAAAGGAUCUAGACUUUGAAGGAACCAAAACCGCAAAGACCGAAGAAAAGACGGAAAUGAAACAAGCUGGAAUUCUCAAAACAUCUAAGCUUUCACCAGCUGCAUCAGAAGAAUCUAAAAUUUCUUCAUCCGAUCAGCUUUUUAAAGACAGACUGGGCAGUUUGACUUUGUCCCCCUCCUCACCACAAGGGGGCAGAAGGAGUAGCGUGACCAUAGUUAAAGCCAGCCCUGACAGCAGGAGAGAGUUCUCUGUUGUCACCACCAUUGAGGAAGAAGAAUCCUCAGUGAAAGAACAGACGGGACUAACUUCUGAACAGGGAGGAGAAGUUUCUGAACAACCUGAAAGCAGAGAAAGUUCUGGAGCAGAAGUUAAACAAGCGCUGGGUCAGGAGAAGGAUGACAUGAUGGAGAUGGAGGACAUUAGAGACUGCAAGGUGAUGCAGGUGGAAGAAGAACUGGAGAAGAUGGAGCUGCAACAGGACUGAAGGUUGAAAUAUUCAGAUUCAAGACGAGAUGAUCCAAAGAAAGAAGAGCGAUGCCUCAGUGGACGAUAAAAACAGCGCUAGCAAAAUAAAACAACAUGACCAGACCUUUAAUCAUCGAUGGACCGACUGAUUUAUAGCCUCUGGAAUAUUUUAAACAUCACAGAUCAGCGUUUAGUUGUUGGAUUUUCAGCCCUGCAGCGUCGGUCGGUCCACUUUGGUGCAGAUAAACAUCAGCUGAUGGUUCUUAAAGAUGAACCCAUCAGACUGGCGCCAUUACCUGUUUAAACUUUUAGGGAAUUACCAUCGAUGGAUCCAGGUAAUAUUUGGUGAUACUUUGUUUCCCACCAACUGGUCCAGCUGGUCACGAAUCCAACCAGAUAUCUGCUCACAUCUGAAGGAAUUAUGGUAACUUUGGUGAACUUGUGCAGCUCCGUAGCGAGUCGUGCUUUCCACUGAUACCUUGAAAUGUCUCUGCUGGAUAGAUGGUACAGAGUUCACACUGACAUGUUCUCCGGAUAAUGAGUCAUUAUGAUGUUUCCUUCAGAGCUCCCAUCAGCAUCCUGUUUGAGGUCAUCUCUACAACUAUUGGAUGGGUUGUUUUGUAAUUACUGGUUCAUUAUAUGAUAACAAAGCUGUUAAAUUAAUGAGCUGCGAACAUGAUCCAACCCUCCUAUAGUGUAGAAGUUCCAGCCAAAGCCAUGAGGAACAGCAUCUGGGAACCAUGAUUCCUUCUUUGACCCUGUGUGGAGCAAAGUGUUGAUGACUGGUAAACCAACAGCUGUGGAGAAAACAUGGACUUUCAAGUUGUUUUAAAUGACACAUUAAUAUCUGAGGAUAUUUUUAAUACCACACAGAAGGGAAUGGAAACCAGUGGCUGAUCCAAUUAAAGAUGGUCCUCAUGAUUUGUAGGUUAGAACCUUAUAGUGGCUCCAGGACUAAUUGAUCAGUCUGGUUAUUAGCCAACACACAGAUGAUCAGUAGAAGCUUCUUUCUUCUCUUUUAAGGUGAAGGAACAUAAAAAAAAUAUCUGCAGCUGAAGGGUUAAGAGCAUAUUAAGAGAAUUAGAUUCAGUUAUGGACCUAAAGAUUCCUGACAUUGGUGGAUUUACCUGCUUGAUUAAUUAUUGAUUUGGAAAUUGAUCAGUGUGUAGAGUGUUGAUGGGUGGAAAGCUCUGAUCACAUCUAUUGAUUCCUCUCCAGAGUUUAUCUGUUGGUUUAAACUAUCUCUUUAUUCCAGUUUGUUUUGUCUCCCUUCAUUUUAAGUCAAUAUUUAGCAGCAGCUCUGGUUCUGAGGAGUUCUUUCAAAGUUUUUCCACCACAGUAGAACCUUCCGGAGGUUCUGAACAGAGGGAUGAAACUUUUAGAGAAUAAAGUCGGAUAGAUAUUUAGAUUUUACAGCGUAAUAAAAAGUUUUAAAGCCACACCUGUCUCAUAAAAGAAAGCUGACAUUGCUUUCUCUAAUUGGAUUCAUCAUUACGAACCAAGAUGUGAUUGUUAGUGUUUCUGUAACAUCCUUAAAGGCUGUCAGAGCGGAAGUUACAGAACAAGACGAUUUAAUUCACAACUGAACUUCACCUUCAUGUCUUUGUGCUCAUAAGAAAACUCACAGCUAAACCAAACUCUGCAACAACAACAGGAGUCACAGGGUUAUAAAUUCUAUGUGAGUUUAAUUUUUCCACCCUACAAAAUGCUUUUCAAUUUUAUUCAUUAAAAUGACUGCUGAGACUGAGGAACAGUAAUUACACAAAGGAAAGAAACAACCUCCUGAACACUAAAACCUCUGCACCAAGGAAAACUAAAUGAGGUAGAAAAUAGCAAAACAUGUUCAGAACACUCCAUGGAAGCAAGUUGGAAAAUAUCUCCAUCAUCAUCCUCUGUUUUAGUUUCAGUGGUCCCAAUACUUUAGGACUGGUCAUAGAAUCUGGAUUUAUUCAGACUCCAGUCCCCAGAUCAGAACCCGGGUUUGUAGGAUUAGUAGGGUUUCAGUUAGUAGGGUUAGUGUUGGGUUAUAAGAGUUAGUAGGGUUAGCAUUAGUAGGGGCAGUUGGCUUAGUAGGGUUAGGGUUAGUGUUGUGUUAGUAAGGUUACAGUUAGUAGGGUUAGCAUUAGUAGGGGUAGUCGGCUUAGAAGGGUUAGCGUUGGGUUAGGUUUAGUAGAGUUAGUGUUGGGUUAGUAGGGUUAGCAUUAGUAGGGGUAGUAGGGUUUGUGUUGGAUUAGUAGGGUUAGUCUUAGGUUAGUAGGGUUAGCAUUAAUAGGGGUAGUCGGCUUAGUAGGGUCAGUGUUGGGUUAGUAGGGUUAGCAUUAGUAGGGUUAGUAGAGUUAGUUUUGGGUUAGUAGAAUUAGUAUUAGUAGGGUUAGUAGGGUUAGGGUGAGUAGGGUUAGUGUUGGGCUAGUAAGGUUACAAUUAGUAGGGUUAGUGUCGGGUUAGUAGGCAUAGGGUUAGUAGAGUUAGUGUCGGGUAAAUAGGGUUAAUAGCGUUGGGGUUGGCAUUAGGGACACAGACUGGAUCAGAACUUAGUCCAGAGGUUAGCUUAGGGUCAGUGGGGUUAGAGUUUGGGACACAGACCAGAACAGAACUUAGUCCAGAAGUCUCACUUAUUUCCUGAUCUUUCUGGGAAACCAACCAGGACGUCUGCAGCCUUCGUCUUCCAUUUACUGGUCACAUAUGAUAAUAAACAUAGAAUAACAGAUCUGCUGUCUGAACAUCAUCCAGCACCACGUCUGUUCAUGUUUGUUACUUUUAAACCCUUACUGACCCUAUAAAUGAAAGACUGAACGAAAGAAUGAAAAAAUGAAUUGACAUGUUCACCUCCACGUAUUUAUUUUUUUCAUGUUAACCUGCUGAUAUGAUCAACAUAGUAAUCUUGCAAAUGACACUGAUGAAAAGAAGCUCUUUGUCAUUUUUUCACCAUUAAUGUGUUUUAUGAAUAAUUUUAGAACCACAACUGUAUAAUUAAAUAUAAUUACAUUAUUCAACACAGAUCUAUAUGAAGCUCUGAGUCUUUAACGGCUGUCUGAUGCUGAUAGCGCAUUUCUGUAGAGAUUUUAUCUCCAAAUGUUCUCACAGCUUCGGUCUGUUUUGUAAAGAUAAAGGAGCACAUUAAGUAGUGAGGCUGUAAAUUGAAAAAACAAAGAAACUUUAGAAGCAUGUCUGCCUCAGAAUUAUACAAAUCAUUUUAGAGUCAGAGUGCAGAAGAAAAUAUUUGACACAAGCCAACUUAUAUUGGAAAUUUUUUUUAAAAAAAUUAUGUUUUUUUGCAGAAAAGCAAAAAACUUCUUAAAUACGAGCAACAGGGUUAGAAACAAAUGCUGCUAAUGAGAUUCAGGAGCUUCUUCUGGCAAAGGUUUAGACAGUAAAUACAGAAAAUGUAGUCACAAUCAAUGAGUGGAGAGAUUGUAAAGUGAAGUUUUAUCAGAAAACAGCAGAAAUAAAACGUUGCUGGAGCAAGAGCUAAAAAUACAGCCAUCAGCUGAACUCUGAAGACUUCUUCACACGACAAAGGAAGCUCUUGUAUUAUUACAUUUGUUAAAUAAACCAGUUUGAUUUCAGAUCCUCAGAUGUGUGGUCAGAUGUUUCAUACCAACGUCUUCUGUUUGUGUUUCCUGUCAAGAAAAAGCUUCACAGAAAAUACAGAUUUUAAAAAAUAUAAUUGAAGGUCUCAUUCGGCAAGAAUUUUAGCUGAACUCAAAGUUUGUUGCCUUGAAAUGUUUGUGUCGGUGUGCAGCAGCAUCUGGUCAUCAUUAACCAGGACUUUAAAGAAUGAAUUCAUUCGUUCUUCUCUUGAAUCUUCGUAAAAACGGACUCUGAAAGUCUGCAAGCCUUGAUAAUAAACAUGUUGGUCAGCUUUCUGUUAGUUCAUCCAACUGCUGCAGUCAAUAAAGAGAAGUCUGACUUUAAAUCAGCUGCUAAUAAUCAGCACUAAUUGUCUGAUUGGUUGAAACCUGCAGGUCGCUGAGGCUGUAAAAUCUGUACAGACGAUGUAAAUAUGCAAAUGUACCAUAAACCUGUUCUUAUCAAAUAAAAACCUUUAGUUUGCUUCAA